Molecule: messenger RNA, 1739 nt
Organism: Pocillopora verrucosa
Lineage: Eukaryota; Metazoa; Cnidaria; Anthozoa; Scleractinia; Pocilloporidae
Source: RefSeq, a predicted model, not a curated record
AUGGCCGGUCGAACAAAGGAUCGCGAGCUUUUAGCGUUAGCUCGCACUAACAAGACGCCUGCACUGCAGGGUAUUGACACCUGUGCAUUUCAACUGGUGGAAUGGCGUUCAUUUGGAAACAAUGACGUCGACAAUUUUCUGAGUAAAAAUCAUUCAUUGCCUUGGAAGGAAAACCUGAGUAACAGUAUUAAACAUGAAAACUUUGUUCAAUUCGGCUCGAAAAUUUCACGGCGUGUACAGACGGAAUUAUAUGCGGAAUUAGAGAAAGAUCCAUUUCAGCAAUGGAAUUACCGCUCGAGGUGGAGAGAAAUGAGCGACUUGAAACUUAAUGGUGAAUUGAUGUCGAAAGCCAUUCAACCUGGAAAUCCUGUCCGUUUGAAGAACGUGCUCAUAAAAGCGGUGAAGGGUCAGCAAAUCAAUGUUGCAGUCAUCGGAGGCUCAAAUAGUGCGGGGGGAAAAUUGGGAACAGAUGAAAAAAGUUUAGACGGAUUGUUUUUCAAAGUUUUCGCAGAUUGGUGGAACAAAACGAUUGGUAAGGUCACAAAGUCGUUCAUGAAAAGUUACGAGGUUACUAUUGGAGGAACUGGGAGUUACUUCUUCGCCUUUUGCUACAAGACCUUUAUCCCAGAAAAUCAAACAAUCGACCUCGCAUUCAUUGAUGCUUCUAUUAAUUUCAACAUGAGAGGAAAAGCUGAAGCUUUUGAACAAUUGACUCGUCAAGUGCUCCUAUAUCCUUCGGUCCCCGCGAUUCUAUACGUAAACCUCGUCAGCGGCCUCGGUGUAGACCCAAAUACCAAAAAAGUUGUAAACCCAAGAUGCAUUAACUUAGAAAAUUUUGGCCAAACCGAAGUGGCGCGACACUACGGUAUAACCUCUUUUAGUUUGAAGGAAGUACUGUGCCGCAAGGAAGACGAUAAAUGGACAGCGGUCGUCACUAAUAUGGCCGGCUCUGAUGGCCGUCAUAUUGGUAUCAAGGCCCAUGCACUUAUUUCUAUGUUAAUGAUUGACUAUAUUCGCGGGGUUUUUGAUCAGGUUUUGAAUGACCUAAGCAAUGGAAACAUUACCUAUCGUUUUGCGCCUUUACCAGAAUUGUUAUUACUAAAACGAGACACUGAAGUUCUGAAACAACCGCUUUGCUGGACCAGGAUGACACCAAAUAUUUUCAAAGAUCUUCAUCGCCCCAAUAUCCAAAUUCAAAUCACACAGAACGAUGGAUUUUCACCAUACGGUAGUUUCCGUGAUGAAAGAAGCUCAGACGGAAAUACAAAUACAGACUUGCGAACAGAUGCACAGGGGGGGUGGGGAACGUGGCGGCGUUACAGUAGUAUAAAGUUUCGUUUUUAUGUUCCCUCUGUUAGCUCCUCUUACAACACCAGGUCUGUAAUAAUUUUGACACGAACGUCUGGCAAUGGCGGAAAGGCCGAGGUAAGGCUGGAUGAGGAGAAGAACAAAACGAUUUAUAUUAACACAAAGUCGAUCUAUGGACAAACUCGGUUGGAUACUGUUGCUACAAGGGUAAAGCCAGGAUACCAUACUAUCACAGUCAGAACAGUUCGCAAGGGAAAUUUCCUAGUGAGUGGAGUUGUAGUCGGACCGCCAGACUUUGAAAGACGAAAAGUUAUAUAAACAGCCUUUGACCAUGUAUAACAUCUAUCUGCUUCGUUCGGUUACGGUCCGGUAAACAGUCAUUAUUUAUGCAAAGUGACGUAAGUUACUGAAACCUCAUCUACAAGGCUCGU